Pangasianodon hypophthalmus (striped catfish) is the source of this 7747-nucleotide messenger RNA. It is a transcript of the gene stk24a, whose product is annotated as serine/threonine kinase 24a (STE20 homolog, yeast). The transcript has 11 exons. Gene Ontology annotation, molecular function: protein kinase activity; ATP binding. The record is from RefSeq and is a predicted model, not a curated record. Gene Ontology annotation, biological process: protein phosphorylation. The coding region runs from base 3333 to 4607 and encodes 424 amino acids. NCBI's taxonomy places the organism in Eukaryota, Metazoa, Chordata, Actinopteri, Siluriformes, Pangasiidae.
GCCUACUCCACACUCAGCAGCAGCUUACAGCAGAAAUGACCUAUAAUGUGACAAAGAGCUUGUGUUUUGAAAUGACAGCAUUGCUAAGCACCACAAAGUGAAGUGUGUUUACUAUCUAGUAAAUGUUUCGCUUGAGCCUCUUUUGGGGUUUGGACAAAUUCACCUGCUACAUGAUUGUUAACCUUGAGAGAGAGUUUGUUCUGCCACCAAGACAGUUUGAAAAUGUUAUUACUUUUCCAUGGUUUUUGCAGUAACUUCUGAUUUUGUAUUAAACACAAGCUACACAGAAUCAAGUUGUGUAUCUGCUUGAUACUUGUGCAGUUUCCUGGGGAGUUUCCUGAGCGCCACAAGACACUAAACAACACCGGAAGUAAUAGCUGCCACGCUACUGACUGCAGUUUUAUUGCUGAACUGUUUCAUUCUCCAUAGCAAGUGAUUAUAUUGGAGCUUAUUUAGGGCAGGGGUAUGGGUAUGGCUGCAGGCUUGCAUUCCAACCAAGCAAGUGUCACACCUGGUUUCACUUGUUUAAUCAGUCCAUAGCCUCUAAACAACCAUCAAAUGUGUCUCCAGUUAGGCUGUAAUGACAGCCUGCAGGCACGCUGACACUUUGCUGAUAAGAUUGAAGACCCCUGGUUUAGGGAAACUCUGGGUUAAAGGAAUAGCAUUGUUGGUAGUGAGGUUGCAUAUCCUUGUCUGAUAUCUCAUGUAGCCAGACCAUCAGGGAUCAAACCUACUUUGAGCCCUUUUACACAGUCAUGCAAGGAGGACUGAACACUGCUGAAUCAAUUCUUAAUCCCAUCCCUUUCUGUCUAGUGACUAGGAUGUGACCACAUGUUUUUUUUAUUUUUUAUUUUGCGACAUGGUAAGUUUGCUUGCGUCCCGUCCAGGGUGUAUCCCUGCCUCCCGCACUGUGUUCCUGGGAUACACUCCGUGACCGUGACCCUGACCAGGAUUAGUGGCUACUGAAAGUGAGUGAGAACACAGCAAGUGAUUGUGACAGGUAAACAGAACCAGGGCCUAGUUUUUUUUCUGUCUAUGAGGAUUCCCAUGUUGGAACCUUCUGACAUGUUUUGAGAACUCAAAUCCAAACAACAAUGAAAUGAUUAAUAAUGUAAUAAACACAGUCUAAAAUUUGAUCCUAUUUUAUUUAGAUCCUAUCUGAGUGUAGACAAACGUAACAUUCCUUUACAAUGUUUGAAAAAAAUGUGAGAUGAGGUUAGUUUUAGGUUUCCCUUAGACAGCGUUUUAUUUUGACAGGUAGUGGUGGGAGGUUUAUCAGCAGAGAAUUUCCAGUACUGUUUCGACUGUAAAGUGGUGUGUUUACGGCUAUGGGGAAAGCAGUGACCUUUUUUCCUUGUUAUUACUUGUCUAUCUUCUGUGGCAAGGGUGUACUAGCCCAUUCACCCAGGACGAGUAGGUCAUUGAGGUUACGCUUUUUAGUCAGAAUGUGUUUAGUUUAGUGACAAUGCUGUAUCACCUAGUAUGAAAGCAAAACCGCGGUAUUAUCAGAAAUGGUUACAGCUCGGCAUGUUUUCAUCUAUAUACCUACAGCAGCAUUGAGUCUUGGCUUUAGUCUUUUAUUAAACAACAACAACAACAAAAAAAAGCCAUGGGCAUUUGGGUUCAUUCACACAGCCCUCUGCAGUCAGCAUCCUAAGAGGAACAUAGUCUCACGUAAGUCAUAUGAUUUACGAUCAGAGCAGCUCUGGUUUAUGUGUUAUUACAUAAAGUAGUCACACUUGAUAUGUAACAGUGACAUCAUUACUAUUCAGACCUGGAACAUCCUGAGUUGUGUGUGAGUCCUGAGAACAUGUCAUGCUUGUCUUGUCAUAUGAGAGUCUGUCUAUAUCGUGAUGAGAGUCUGAGCUUGACCUGGCAUUAGAAACUAUGUCAGUAGUGGUUGUGGUAUGGCCCUGCAGGUCUGGUGCCGGAUCAGAUAGGGCUUUGAGGUGAAAACUCAAGCACAAGCAGCUGACUGAGUAAACAUUAUGUGGGUUACCAUCACAGCAGCACUUUUCUUCCUGUCCUUUGUCUCAGUCACACAACUCAGUUAUCACCUGGCUGUCCAUUCUGGUGCUGUGACAGGUUUCAGACUGCUGUUUUUAAUUAGUCAUUAUCUCUGACAGCAUGUGUCAGUAUUCCUAAAACAGUUGUGUGUGAUCUUACCCUGAAAUUCAAAUUUGUAUUUGUUUAUUGUGGCUCUAAAGUUAGUCAUAGUUUCUUUCUCAUCAUCAAAUGUACUUUCUGUUUUAAAGGGAAUUGAUAUAACAGACAGAGUUGCUGUCAUAAACAUGAAUGCAAUUCACUCUGAUUCCUGUCUGCUGGGUAAUAAACGAAUGGACGUAUGAAAAGUCGAUGAAUCACUAAAUGAAUCAAGUAAACUUGUAGUUCUGGUUAUCCCCGAAAUUGGGGGAAAAAAAAGGAUAUUCACAUUUAAAGAUUACUGGUUAAACAUGUCCUGUCUAAUGCUACAUUUAUAACCUAAGAAGUUGGUGGUUCAGUGAUUAAAGAUUUGGACUAGAACAGAAGGCUGUGACAGAAGACUUGAUUACUUGAUUGACAGAAGACACUCAGUGUGUGAGGACAUCACACUUAGCUAGCAGGGUUUUAGACAUCCUUGAGCAGACUGACUAUUUUAUCUACCACGUUUGGUAAACUGGCUCCAUAGCCAGUGUGAGAUUUGCAGGCAGACAGCCAAGGUGAGAUUAAAAGGUAGCCUAAAUAAAACCUUUCCACAUCUUUUGGAAAGUAUGCUUAUUGUAAUGUCAGAUGUCUAGAUGUCAGAGUAUAUUAUAGGCAGAAAAACUCAAUUUUAAUCAAAACCUUAUGACUAAUUUCCACCAUUCAGCCAUAGCAACAUUCAACUUCGACUUGUAACCCGAAGGUGAACCUGAAGGUCGUGGGUUUGAGUCUCAGGUCCGGCAGGGAUUGCACCGGGUGCGUGUUCACGGUGUGUGUGUGCACUUGGAUGGGUUAAAUGCAGAGUACAAAUUCCGAGUAUGGGUCACCAUACUUGGCCACAUGUCACUUCAUUUCAACUCACUGAACAAUCUGAAUGAAACAUGUCCAGAUUAAGAGUACCCUAGCUCAUUGCUGAUCAGGACUGUUGAAAUAAAAGCUUGUUGCCAGAUCCUGGCUGCAAAUCUUGCAUUUUCCCUGUGAUUAGCUGUGUAGGGCUCCGCUGGGCCCUUUAACACCAUUCCAUAAGAUAGUCCACUCGUACAUGCUAGAUAAGUGUGUGUGAACAACGCCCCGUUUUACUGUCAUAAAGUGUUUCCACCUGAAUGCCAGGGCCAGUGUGAGUAAUGUUCAGCUGAAAGAAAAGAGCUCAAAUGGAGUCUGUCUGGCAAAAGAAUAUUAAAACCGACCCAGAAGAGCUGUUCACUAAGCUGGAGAAGAUCGGGAAAGGCUCAUUUGGAGAGGUGUUUAAAGGAAUAGACAAUCGUACACAGAAGGUCGUGGCCAUUAAGAUCAUUGAUCUGGAGGAAGCAGAAGACGAGAUCGAGGACAUUCAGCAGGAGAUCACAGUGCUGAGCCAAUGUGACAGCCCCUUCGUUACAAAGUAUUAUGGGUCAUAUCUGAAGGGAACAAAGUUAUGGAUCAUAAUGGAGUAUUUAGGAGGAGGAUCAGCAUUAGAUUUGCUGGAGCCAGGGCCACUGGACGAGUACCAGAUUGCUACUAUACUGAGAGAAAUUCUCAAGGGGCUCGAGUACUUGCAUUCAGAAAAGAAAAUUCACAGAGACAUUAAAGCUGCUAAUGUGCUGCUGUCAGAGCAGGGUGAUGUGAAGCUGGCUGAUUUCGGCGUGGCAGGCCAGCUUACAGACACUCAGAUCAAGAGGAACACGUUUGUGGGCACUCCAUUCUGGAUGGCACCCGAGGUCAUAAAACAGUCAGCCUACGAUUCAAAGGCAGAUAUCUGGUCGUUGGGUAUAACUGCGAUAGAGUUGGCCAAGGGAGAGCCUCCCCACUCUGAACUGCACCCCAUGAAGGUUUUAUUCCUCAUCCCAAAGAACAACCCGCCAACUCUGGAAGGAAACUACAGCAAACCGCUGAAAGAGUUUGUAGAAGCCUGUCUCAACAAGGAUCCAGGCUUUAGACCUACAGCCAAAGAGCUGCUGAAACAUAAGCUUAUUGUACGUUACGCUAAAAAGACCUCGUACCUCACAGAGCUCAUUGACAGGUACAAGAGGUGGAAGUCUGAGCAGAGUCGAGACGAUUCCAGCUCCGACGAAUCUGACUCUGAACAGGAUGGACAGGCCUCAGGUGGGAACGACUCGGGAAACGAUGAGUGGAUCUUUACCAUCAGAGAAAAAGACCCCAAAAAAAUCCAAAAUGGAAUCAUGCAACCGUCUGCGCUGGACCACAGCGAGGUACAGAGCAGUGCACAAAGGCCUUUGUCCCAGAGCUUGUCAACUAUUAUAUCUCCGUUGUUUGCAGAACUGAAGCAGAAGGGUGAGGCGAGUAAUGGAAAGCCAGAGGCAGUGGAGGAGCUGAGGGAGGCCAUAUUCCUGGCAGAAGAGGCAUGCCCAGGCAUCUCGGACUCCAUGGUCACAGAGCUAGUGCAGAGACUGCAGAGGUUUGCGGUACCCCGGGCCUCAUCUCACUGACUGCUUGCUGUGGAUUCUCCUCUCUCUGCCUCCUAGUGCAGCCUCUCUCUCUCACACACACACUCACUCAGCCUGUACCUAGCACACUUUUUUUAUGUUUUAUUUUUUGUUAUUUUUUAUUUUUUGGGUUUACAUAUCAGGUGAAUGGGUAGUGUUGUAGAGGCCUGGCUGGGCUCAGACUCAGACUCAGACACACCCCUUCUGAGAGCAGUGCACCUUAUUCAGCACACACAGGGGCAGAGCAGCAGGUGGUUGCACCAGCCAUGUGCAGGUUCUUUCCAAACUGCAUGUGUAAAGCAAUUUGCGUCUUAAUGACACAAUUUUAUUCUUAACCGUCUAGCGAGUGAAGAUUCAGUUGCAACAUGAAAACGAAAUCAUUUGUCAUGUUGUCAAUUACACUGAUUCAUUAAUCCCUUUCACCCUCUAGCUAAAAGAGAUGGCUAGUUAACAUUUCAGUAGAGAACGUAAGUCAGAACUUAGUUGAAAUGCAAGGAGUAGUUGUUAUAUGGUAGGUGUACAUGAGUAUUUUAUUAUUAUUAUUUUUUUUAUUGGUAUUUUUUGUUCAGUAGUUAUCAGCUGGUCAGUUUUAGGCAAUACCCUGUUUUACACUUGUCCCUUCACUAGUGUAAGUCUUACACUAUGGUGCAUGUAAUACAAGCUCUGUAAAGUAGGCAGUCAGUUUCGUUAGAACUUGGAUAGUUGGUGCGAACCAGUCAUUGAAUGUGCAGUAUUUGAGAUAUUUUGUUUGUGUGUGUGUGUGUGUGUGUGUGUGUGUGUGUGUGUGUGUGUGUGUGUGUGUGUGUGUGUGUAUAUAUGAAUGAGUGUAUGAGUGAAUCAGUGCUGUAUGGUCCCAGCAGUGAAGUUGUGAUGAUCCUUUUUCUUUUUUUUUUUCCCCCCCCUUUUUUCCCUUUUUUUUUUUUUUUUUUUUUUUUUUUUUUUUAAACUCAGGUAUCCUGCUCUCAGUAACGAGUCUUCUGAGAGGCAGACUGAGCAUGCUCAGCUGGGUGUGUAAAUGUGUGUGAUGUACAUAGGCUUACAAACAUGUUAUGGAGGUACGCUAAUGAAAACACUGUGUUAAAAAUGGCCAACUGCUCCUGUAGAUACUGUUCAUGAAGGUAUAUAUGUACACUGGCCAUCACUGAGAUUGCCUUGUCUUUUAGUUUGCAAUUUUUUUUUUUUUUUUUUUUAAAUCAUUUGAUUAAAUUUUUUCAUGGAUUGAACUGAACGCUGCCAUUGGACCCAUUAUCACACACCUUUGUUCUUCUCUACCUUCACAGUGCCAUUCAUACUCUCCUAUUGUUUCCAUCUACCCUCUUCUUGAGUCCAACACUUAGAAAAUAUAUUUAUAAAAGUUCCAAGCCCAUUUUUUUCUGAUCAUUUCAGUCAUGGAAAAAUAAUGCUGUAUGCUAUGAUUUUUUUUUUUCUUUAAAAGCUCCAGACUAUUUCACCAAACUCUAGUCCUUUUGAUUUGCUGUAAACUUGUCGUAUGCCGCUAAAUCCUCACGUCUUCCUGGAAAUUGAAACGGUACACGGUGUACCAACAGCUUGAAUUGCACUUAGAUAACUGCCUUCUUAUGAUACAUGAAUUAGCCAUAAGACAUAAGCAUGAGACUUGUACAGUGCAUUUCACAUCAUACAUAUAGGACUGCUGUGAGUGUGAGCACCAUCUAUGACGUCCAUGAAGUCUAGUGUGUUAAUACACAACUCACUGGUGCAUUUUAAAUCUGUUCGUUGCUCACGUACAUGUAGUGUCUGUAGUGAAAAGCUAGCAUUAUCAAAUGUGUUGUGGUAGAACUGCACUUGAGCUAACCCUCAGUCUUGUUUUAACCUGUAACUGGGCAAUGAGGCAUUUAUUCACCAGUUUUUAAAUGUUAAUCCAGUGAUUAAAGCAGUAGCUUAAACAUAGCAUGGGAGCGCAAAGCAAUUCUAGAUAAAUCUCUUUUCUAAUUGUUUGGGGACAUGGAUGCUAUCACAAGCAUGAUGCAUAUGCAUGUGUGUAGCAAGUGUUUAAAAUCCUGAAAUUCAGCUGUUUAAAUUGAUUUUAAAAAGGCUUUAUGCUAACAUUACUAAAAUUUGAAUUUUAGUGCUUUUAAAUUGCACAUGUUGUGUUCUAAAUACAGUUUGGGAAAUGUAAAGCUGUUCUUCAAGUCUGGAAAUUCAAACAAUUUAAUCACAGUAGAGCGUUUCUAAUACCCAGCUGUAAUGUCUGUUUGAGUAAGACUGGGAUUUAGAAGAGAUGCAGAACAAGACAAUGACACUGACCAUGAAACCACUAAACGCAUGUUCAGAGAGUAGUUCAGAGAGGAGUGAUGUUUGUUUCAUGUACUCGGGUGGAAAGUAACUUUUGCUUAGUUAUCCUCUUAGUUAUAAUAAAAUUAUAAUAUGCUUAUAAUACGUCAUAAAGGUUUACCGAUGUAGAGUUGAAUUUAAACUCAAGUUUAAUCUCAAAACUAGUUUGGAAUUAUACAUUUAAAAAUAAAGAACAGAACUCAUUGUUACAUUCUUUAAAUAUGACUGGUUAAUGAUGAGGCUAUUAACAUGCUUGAAGAAACAAUUGCUGAAAGACUAAAAGAAACUGCAUUUUCUGCAAGUGAAGCUGUUCAAAUCAUUGCUGGUUUAAUGUUUAAGUUGUUCUGUCUCCAAAACCCAUAGAUGGCAUUUUAAUAGAGGCAGAAAUCUGCACUCACAUUCAAACUCUGUCCUGUUGAUCAGCCUGUCUGUUUACCACAAAGUGCUUCCCUUUUUUUUUCUUACUAUUGAUAUUUGCACCUUUUCCAUUUAGAGUCUGAAUGUGUCCCUGUGUGUAAGCUGUAAUUUUAAUGAGAUCACGGUUUGUCUUGUUUAUCUUUGCGACUGAACUUUCUUGAGUAUGGCAAUAAAUUAGGCUGUCAGGUUUCUCAGCACAGAUAUAUUCUAUGGAACAAAAUUCAAUAUUUUUAUAAGUGUAAAGUGCAGUAUUAUCUCUCGAAUGAAUUACACCAUAUGCUAUCUAACUGAUUUUCAAACAAUGUAAUUUUCUGUAACAUUGCUGAGUGUAUAGUCUUGUACAUAAUUCUUGCUUUUGUCAUCAAAUACCAAGGUACUGAAUUCCUUGCAAGCUUUCAAGUGAUUUUAAGAAAAAUAAAACAAUGAUAGUUUGA